AUGUGGUACACGGAGCAAAGGAAACCCACAGGUCUGCUGCAGCUGCUACCUCUGGUGAUUUGGUUGUUUUGGCUUUCAAGCAGUCAUUGUGUCGCUCAGGAAGAGCUCCCAGAAUCAAGCUGUUGCAGUUCUUGUUUCCAAGGACCGGCCGGAACACCAGGUGUUCCUGGAAUCCCAGGAAAUCCAGGUGGAAACGGGAUCCAAGGACCUCUUGGCCCCAAAGGUGACCCUGGGUUUGGCCUCCCUGGACCCAAGGGAGAUACCGGCGACCAGGGACGGAAGGGAGAUCGAGGCGAAACAGGGUUGCAGGGCCGUCCGGGGAAGCUGGGACCUGCUGGGAAGCUGGGACCUGCAGGUCUUGAAGGAGGAAUCAGUGGAAGGCAGAAAGGCGACCAAGGGGAGCCAGGAGUCCAGGGACCGCAAGGACCGCCUGGUGAGGGGCAAAGGGGUCAGGAAGGAGGAAAGGGCCAGGAAGGAGAAAAGGGCCAGCCGGGAGCAAAGGGCCAGCCAGGAGGAAAGGGUCAGCCAGGAGAAAAGGGCCAGCCUGGAAGACCUAGCUCGGCUUCACCAACAUCGUCCGCUGCCGUCGCAUUCAGCGCUUACCUCACAACAAGUGUCUCAGGAAAUCGUGGUCAUGUUAUCAUCUUUAACAACAUCAUGACGAAUAUCGGCGAUGGGUACGAUUCGCAAUCGGGCGUGUUCACGUGUUCGAUACCCGGGACCUACUUCUUCACGACCAGCCUGCAAAGAAUGACACAAACUAGGGAUCCUUUCGUACAACUGAAAAAGAACGGGGACAUUAUCUUUUCGGUUUAUGACAACCACGACCAUUUUCACCAUCAGUCCAGCAAUUCAGCAGUUCUUGUCUUGGCCACAUGGGAUAGGGUGUGGCUUGAGUUAGGUAGGGAUGCCACUGGUAUUCAUAGCGGUUACAAUAAGGAUUCUCACUUCUCUGGCUUUCUGAUCCAUGCAAUGUAACUCAACUACUGUGGAACAUGCCCGUGUGAAUAUUUCCUGAAACCAACUGAGCCUUAUUAUGUGUAGACUCACUGAUUUAGGAGUGGUUCUUGGCCAGAUGUUUGGAAGGGGGUGUUUCAUAAUUUAAUCUAAAGCUCUGUAAACUUAUGUAAUAACAGAAGUGAGAGGAAUGGUCAACGACUGUGUUUUGCAAACAGCAGUCAAUAUUAAAAUAUGGUUGGUGUUUCGAAGGGUUGGUGUUGACUAUGCUAUACCCUACCCCUGU
Patiria miniata (bat star) is the source of this 1243-nucleotide messenger RNA. RefSeq names its product complement C1q tumor necrosis factor-related protein 3-like. The coding region runs from base 1 to 978 and encodes 325 amino acids. NCBI's taxonomy places the organism in Eukaryota, Metazoa, Echinodermata, Asteroidea, Valvatida, Asterinidae. The transcript has 2 exons. Gene Ontology annotation, molecular function: protein binding. The record is from RefSeq and is a predicted model, not a curated record.